This is a messenger RNA of Stylophora pistillata, 1714 nucleotides long. RefSeq lists its product as uncharacterized. Gene Ontology annotation, cellular component: endosome. Lineage: Eukaryota; Metazoa; Cnidaria; Anthozoa; Scleractinia; Pocilloporidae. Gene Ontology annotation, molecular function: phosphatidylinositol phosphate binding. The record is from RefSeq and is a predicted model, not a curated record. Gene Ontology annotation, biological process: vesicle organization; intracellular protein transport.
AGUUACACCAUAAGUCUACGCUGAGUGAUUAAUCGAACACAAAACAACCCGAUAAUGGCAAACUUGGCCGGUCAGGCAGCGGAUUUUGAGUUCAUCUCUAUCCACGUUCGAAAUCCUCGAACCCAUUUGUUGCGCGGAUGGCCUGUCUAUACCGACUUCGAGAUCGUAGUUCUGACCAACAGUAUGAUCUUCGCUAAGCAAAAUACUAAAGUUAGAAGACGUUUCUCGGAGUUUAUGUGGCUCUGGAAACAUUUAUCAAGACAUACCUCGCUGUCACUGAAACUACCUUCGUUGCCAACAAAGAGAAAAGUUUUUGGUCGAUUUUCCAAAAGAUUUUUAGAGGAACGUCGGAGUGGUCUACAGGAGGCUUUGGCCAGUUUAUCGCGAAUCACCCCAAUUCUCGCGGACUCCAUAUUUCAUCUGUUUAUCCAAAGUAACUUAACAAGAAAAGAGAUGGAGAAUUUUAUCAGCGGAAGAGAUAAAAGAGAUCUUCUCGACAUAAUCGACCCUGCAGGAGAAUAUCAACAAUACAAAGACAGAAGAUGUACAUGUCAUUCAACAGUGGACAGCGGUUAUUCGGGUAGUGUACCACCAGAUGAAGCUGAUGAUAGUCGAGGAAUAUUUGACGAUGUUUCGAGCUGGGUUGCCUCACAACAGCACUUCGCCUCCAACGGCCUUAUGGGAAAUGGAUGGAGCUCAGGAUAUGCUAGUCAAACCACCUGCAAAUCACGUUCAAACUCACAACUUCGGGGGUUCUGUCCCAGUUGUUCAGAUAAACAGUCAACCCCUUUAAACAGAAGACUUAGUCUGACCCAUAAUGUAGCAUCUGUAUUGCCAGGUGGAAAGCUUAUGAUUGCCCCUUCGGCUAUGAAUUGUCCCAAGAUUGAUGAAGCAAAUUGUGAGAGCAGUGAUGGUAAAUCGGGCAGCCCCAAUCCUUAUGAAGGGGAUAACGAAUUGGAAUUUGAUUUAUCAGACUAUGAAAUCGUUAAAGACGAACCUUUUAUUCGUGUGAGAGACUGGUUAAAUUCUCAAAAUGAUAAAUCAGUUGGUGGAUGUAACAGUAGUGAUGAAGAAGACAUUUUGGAUGCUUGCCAAAGAGAAGUGCGAGUGAAAGAGUACGACGUUUUAAGUAUUCCUUGUGCUCGUAACCCUAAUAAUUGUAAAUCCGCGACUAGUAUGGGCUAUCACAGUAACGAAGGUAGUGUCCGAGGGGAUGCCAUUUCGGAAGAAGCUGGAGACGAUAAUGACUCCGAAUAUACUGUUCUUCAUUCGUCCAUUGGUGGACUUGAUUGGAAAGAUCGUGACGAAUUUUCAUCUUCAUGUGACAGUGAACAGUCAGCGGCUGUGUUCCUGACUUACGACGUAGUUGAAAUGAUAGAAGUGCGUUACACAAACGUGGUAUGAUUAUCGUGACAAAUGUUCCGUGACAUAGUGCUCAAGAAAUAAUACUUUUAGUCUUUCGAUGAAGUGCAAAUACCUUCCUAAUAAAUUUGGAAGUCAUAUCCGAUUUUUUUUUGGAGGAGGUGGAAUUUUCUUGAGAGCUUUUAAACCAAGUAUGACAUUUAGACAGGACAGUGAAAUGUUAUGAUGACAGUUCAGUUGCCCCUUCAUGAACACUAAUUAGUGAGGUCACUUUUUCAACGUGAUCUCCAUGCGUAGAAAUAUUCUAUAAUCGAAGAGUGGAGAAUAAAUGAAAGAUUUAUGAAUACUCGGA